This is a messenger RNA of Urocitellus parryii (Arctic ground squirrel), 5011 nucleotides long. RefSeq names its product ectodysplasin A (gene Eda). The record is from RefSeq and is a predicted model, not a curated record. Lineage: Eukaryota; Metazoa; Chordata; Mammalia; Rodentia; Sciuridae. Gene Ontology annotation, cellular component: membrane. Gene Ontology annotation, molecular function: tumor necrosis factor receptor binding; death receptor binding; death receptor agonist activity. Gene Ontology annotation, biological process: immune response; animal organ development.
AUUCCCUCGGCGGGCGGAGCCGCCCCUCUCUCCCGCCCCUCCUCCUCCCUUUCCCACCCCUUGGAGUGGAGCUGCACAUGCGGCUGCUCCCUGUUCCGUCCCGCCCAGCCACCGUCGCGCAGGCACGGGUCCCUGCAGCCCCCAGCCGAUGGCAGGACAGUAGUCGCCUGUCAGGGGUUGUGAACGGCAGAGGCAGACGCAGCGGCUCCCAGGCCUCAGAGAGUGGGUGUCUCCGGAGGCCAUGGGCUACCCUGAGGUAGAGCGCAGGGAACCCCUGCCUGCGGCAGCGCCACGGGAGCGGGGGAACCCAGGCUGCGGCUGUCGCGGGGCCCCUGCCCGGGCGGGCGAAGGGAACAGCUGCCGGCUCUUCCUGGGUUUCUUUGGCCUCUCGCUGGCCCUCCACCUGCUGACGUUGUGCUGCUACCUAGAGUUGCGGUCAGAGUUGCGGCGGGAACGGGGAGCUGAGUCCCGCCUUGGCGGCCCGGGCACCUCUGGCACCUCUGGCACCCUGAGCAGCCCCGGUGGCCUGGACACUGACGGUCCCAUCACCCGCCACUUUGGGCACCCGUCACCUCAACAGCAGCCGUUGGAACCGGGAGAAACCACACUUGCCCCUGACUCCCAGGACCGGCACCAGAUGGCCCUGCUGAAUUUCUUCUUCCCUGAUGAAAAGUCAUACUCUGAUGAGGAAAGUAGGCGUGUUCGCCGCAAUAAAAGAAGCAAAAGCGGUGAAGGAGCAGAUGGUCCAGUUAAAAACAAGAAAAAGGGAAAGAAGGCAGGGCCGCCUGGGCCCAAUGGUCCCCCAGGACCUCCAGGACCACCAGGACCUCAGGGACCCCCAGGGAUUCCAGGAAUUCCUGGAAUUCCAGGAACAACUGUCAUGGGACCACCUGGUCCUCCAGGUCCUCCCGGUCCUCAAGGUCCCCCUGGCCUCCAGGGACCUUCUGGUGCUGCUGAUAAAGCUGGAAGUCGAGAAAACCAGCCAGCUGUGGUGCAUCUACAGGGCCAAGGGUCAGCAAUUCAAGUCAAGAAUGAUCUUUCAGGUGGAGUGCUCAAUGACUGGUCUCGCAUCACUAUGAACCCCAAGGUGUUUAAGCUACAUCCCCGCAGCGGGGAGCUGGAGGUACUGGUGGACGGCACCUACUUCAUCUAUAGUCAGGUAGAAGUUUACUACAUCAACUUCACUGACUUUGCCAGCUAUGAGGUGGUGGUGGAUGAGAAGCCCUUCCUGCAGUGCACCCGCAGCAUCGAAACAGGCAAGACCAACUACAACACCUGCUAUACUGCGGGUGUCUGCCUCCUCAAGGCCCGGCAGAAGAUCGCCGUGAAAAUGGUGCACGCCGACAUCUCCAUCAAUAUGAGCAAGCACACCACCUUCUUUGGGGCCAUCAGGCUGGGCGAAGCCCCUGCAUCCUAGACUCCCCCCAUUUUGCCCCUGCCCAUGUCCCUGCCCCAGGUUUGGGAGCCGGGACUCCCAGAACCUCUAAGUGCUGCUGUGGAGUGAGGUAUAUUGGCGUUGCAGCCACAGAGAGAAACGCCCCUGUGCUAUUUAUUCCCCAGUGACUCCAGGAUGAUAAGGCCUGCUUGAUUUUCCAGAAUGACUUUGAUUUAACAGGACAGUUGAUGGAGCCCCAGGGUUUACAGGAAGCAGAAACCUUCUUUGGCUCCUUAUUGACUGGCUUAUGGCAUGACUCUUCAACCCCGAGGUCCCUGUUGUCAGAUUUAUCAUUGUUGCACUAAAAUGAGGACCCAGGGCAGUGGACCAGAGAAAGUGAAGGUGCACUCCAGACUCUGGGGGUGACCCCAAGGGUGCUUCUGCUCCUCUCUUGGCUGGGGGUGGGGCAAGGGUGGCAUUAGGCUACAGCCUAAGGAGAGAGCCAGGAAGGAAAAGAUAGGUGCUGGUGGCAGAGACCAGGGGAAAAACCUGCCAAGCAAGUGUCCUUGGCAGUGGAAGCAUUCUUGCUGCUCUGCACUGUGACCUGCAAGAGGGUCAGGGAGCCCUUCCCACUCAGGCUGAGAGCCACACUGUGGCAGCUUUCUGGGCUCCAGAGACGGGAACUUUGCUCUGCCAGGGAACCAUUGCAGGAACAGCCACAAACCUGCCUGCAUAAGACUCUGAAUCCGUACUUGGGGCCACAUGUCUCUUUGUUUACAGCUAUGCUGCAUGCUCAGAAAACUCCCUAGGGUCCCCCUCGCAAUUGCACCUGCCCCAAUCUGACUAGAACUCCUGUCUUCUUUCUCCACAGAGCCUACCUCUGUCUGAGACAGGUGCCUAACCUGGGACCUGUGCUUAUGUGAGUCUGGGAUAUUCUUUAGCUUACCUGGGCACAAAGAGAAGUUUCCAUUUACUAAACAAUACAAGUAGUAUUCAUCUAAUUCUAAUCAAACUGUGUCUGAGGGCAAGGGGUUGGACUGGAUGACCUCCAGACGUCCCUAAGUCAAGUUCUAAUAUUUGUGACUCUUAGGCAGCUGCCACAGUAGCCUUCUGAAUUCCCAAACCCUAGACUGCCCUUGGGCAUCAGCAAAGCAGAGUUUUACUACCUGGCAUAGAAAGGGCAAGAGAUAAGACAGGGGAGUUUUGUCCAAGUUACCGAAACCCAAGUGAUCAUUAGGACAGGCUUCAUCCAAAAGCACAGCAGCCAAUGGCCUAUUAGAGCUUAGUCACCCCAGAGCCCCUGCUGCUUCACUGAAGUCAGGCUCAGGAGAAGCCAGCAUCUGGGUAUUGGGCGGGGUUCUGUACCCUAGCUCAGGUCCAAAGGCUCCUUGGCCUAACCCCAAGCUUCCUGCCAGGUCAAAUGCUAGGACCAUUCAAGGGCCUUAUUUCUACCUGCCUGGAUACAACCUGGCUUCCAAGUGCUAGGUCCAGGCCAACGCUGUGGGGUCAGCCUUGUACAGUUUGCUCCUCUUGUUCCUAAAAUCUGUUUUCUUUUGAGGAGAUGGGAAUACAUUCCUUCAGGCAACUGGAAUGUACCAAGAACAACAGGUAUUUCUUUCUCAGAUGCGCCUCCCCUUCAAGGGUCAGGGCAAGAAGUGGUGGACCAGGCCUCUAUUGUCCAGUUGCUAAUGACAACCUUGCAACCGGAGGCGGAGGUAAGGCAAGCUACAGGCUCAACUCCUUUAAAGUGCCUUACACAAUCUACUAGGAACUGGCAGAACCUCUCAAAGUUUGGAAAGUACUUUCUCUUUUAUUGUUUCCUUUGAAGAAGGCAGAGCAGAGAAUAUCUCAAAUGCCAUUGUUUAGAUGAGGCUCAGAGAGGUGAAGUGCUUUGACUAAGAUUUCACCCAGUUUAAGUCAGCUAGGUCUGACUCCAAAAUUAUUCCCUUACAUCAUAGAACUGUGUGGAAUUGGGGUCUAUAGAGAACCAAUAAAGGUGAUGAUAUGGAACCAAGAUCCUUGAGAGUCUUAGGGAGAGACCCAGAGAUGCCCAUUUUCAUUACUUGAUAGUAAUCCCAGUUCUCUUGACUGUCAGGGGCUCUUGUAGCAAAGAGUCAAACAUCUCUUUGAGAAACAGCCAUCAGCCAUAGAGGCUGCUGAGAAGAAUAUCAGCAGCCUCUGGGACCCCACAAUGGGUAGCCCCUGAUGUUCUUUUCACCCAUCUGACAAAACAAGCAGCCAUCACAAAUGGAGUCCUACUGUGGGCAAAGUCCUCCUUACAGACAGACAGCCACCAGGAGCCCACUGACUCUUCACAGCUACUAAGUGACUCCUUAUCUCUUUCUACCAGAACACAGAGACCUUGAUAACAUCAGCAUCUCUCAGGGAAGAUUCGAGAGAAGGCUGAUUCUAAAGCCAAGUGGGUAUGAGGAGAAAGGAGGAAAAAACUUCUGAAUUGUACCCCAUCCCAUUCUCCAGAUAUGGAAGGGAUUGUAGGGAAAGCAGGAUUCCCACUGGACCCCACAUUCUUUCUGAACCCUCCCUAGAGGGGGAGUGAUGGUAAAGGAAAUAAGAAAUAGCUGGGGAACCUUGUUGUGGUCUAGUCAUUGGUGAAGUAGUGAAGCAGUUUACUGUUGGAGGAUGUGGAGAUAGAUUUACAGUUUGGAAUUAUGAUGAUGGGAAUUUACCAGAAGGCUAAGGCUAGUGUGGAGAAUGGGACAAGGACAUUGGAGGGGAAGCAGAUGACAGGUUUGCAAGAGAAUUGCAUGUCAGGAGCCUCUGCCAGCUGCUUGGCUUCAACAGCCAAGCUGGUACAAAAGGCAGCUGUGGGAGGCUGCUCAGCUACUGGUUCCCUGUAAAAUGUAGCAUUUGCCUUAUUUCCCCCACUUCAUCCAUCCUGAGUCAUAUUUCUUUUGCUUAACAGGAAAGGGCUAGGAACCCUGUAUGCACUCACAUGUGAGUGUGUAUGUCUUCUGUAACUAGAAGAUUCAGAGAAAUUUAAAACUAAAAAGGCCUUUAGAGGGAAUAUAGUCUGACCUACAUUCCACCCUCUUACUCAUGUGGAAACCGAGGCCCAGAGAGGGAAGAUGAUCUGCCCAAUGAUGAGCAAGCUCUGAACUCCAGAUUCAACAGAGAAAAGGAAGGAGAAGAGCCACCCCUGUUGUACAGGGCCACCUUCUUUCUUCCACCCACCUACUCAAGGCUGGACGUGCUUGGCCCCCUUCAGGAGCCUGGCCAGGCAGGGAGAGGAGAGAGGCAGCCUUCAUCAGAACUCUGCUCUGCCCCCCACAUACACAUUUGCCCAGCUCCUGCCUAUGUACUAAAAGGUUCCAGAUUGGCCCAGUACCAGGAAGUUCUUAGGCCACCCUAGUGCUGCCUCAGGUCCCAUCCUUGCCUCAGGGCUCCCCUAGGCCUUGCCAGUACAGAGAAGGAACCCAAUUUUUUUCUCUUUUAAUCCAUUUCAGGGCUCUCCAGGAGGCAUUGGGGUGUGUUAUUUCUUUAUUCAGAGAGCUCCAGCUGGGAUAGGGGAGAGUAGGCUUUGUUGUGAGAAUGGCCUGGAGCAGGCCCAUUGCUGCUUUUGGGGGGUCAGCAUCCAGUGUGAGAUACUGUGUAUAUAAACUAUAUAUAAUGUAUAUA